Molecule: messenger RNA, 1120 nt
Organism: Perkinsus marinus ATCC 50983
Lineage: Eukaryota; Perkinsozoa; Perkinsida; Perkinsidae
Product: leucine-rich repeat protein 1, putative
Exons: 7
Coding region: 4-927 (307 amino acids)
Molecular function (GO): protein binding
Source: RefSeq, a predicted model, not a curated record
UCGAUGGGUUGUUCCUGUAGCACAGGUGCCCUCCGUCGGGAUAGCGUAGACGAGGCUUCUCAUGGAAGGAAUGAACAUCCUCUUUCACAGAAAGGAGGACGGACCUCGAAAUCGGCACAAGUUGAAGCCAUGGUUGAAGCUAAAUGUCGGCAGGCCUCACAGACUAAGGUUCUUGCACUGCGUGAGUGUGCUUUACGGUCGUUGCCUGAGGAUGCAACUGAUCUGGAGGGUCUACGGACGCUGGACUUGGCGUUCAAUCGUCUCACGACCGUACCUAAGGAGGUUGCAUGGCACGCCAGUUUGCUGAAGUUAAAUCUCAGCUCGAACCAAUUGCGAGAAGUCCCAGUUUCACUGGUUUUCCUUAUAAAGUUACAGUCACUGCAAUUGCAGGAUAAUAAAAUUGAGAAGGUUGGCGGAUAUGCAUUUCCGGGCUCACUUGUGGAACUUAAUUUAUCCAACAAUAAACUCACUCACAUCGGAGAGGAGGUUUUCGAAACGCUGAAUGCGCUCACUGAUGUCGACGUAUCGGGGAACCAACUACAGACCAUUCCGACUAAGAUCCUGUUCCGGGUAGCAAGCAAGACGUUAGUUACUUUCAAAGCAGAACAUAACAAACUCGUAGAGCUACAAUGGCCUGACAAGAGUGAUGACGGUGAUGGUGGCGAUGAUGACGUGCAAUUGGAUCGACUCAUGCAAAUGGAUUUGUCGUAUAAUCGUCUUUCAACUGUCCCAUCCGAGUUGUUCACGAACACAGCAUUAGUGGAUCUAUGGUUACAGGGCAACAACCCCGACCGACUGAAUAAAUAUACUAUUAAAGACAUUCCCGGCUUUAACGAUUAUGUAGAACGACGUAAGCGGAAAAUUGACAAGCGAAUUGAUAGCAAUGCAGGAAGCAAGUUGAACCUUGCGAUGUGUGGUUUAGAAUGAUGAAGAAUUAUUAUAGUGCAGCAUUAAUGCAGCAACAAUAACAACAACAAUAGCAUCCUUUUGGUGUCGUCUUCAUCUCAACAUGUUGGCUAUUCAAUACUAUGUCCUUCUCUGAAAAGCCCUCAUCGAAGUUGAAGCGUGUAAAUACUAUUAUUGCUGCUUUUACGAGCCAGCAUAACAUCAGCAUUCAUUC